AUGGCGGUGCCGCAAAGCAUUGUCUUCGAAGUACAGACGAUCAUGGACGGGGAGAUGCCAUUAAACAGCAAGACCGAAGCCGUUUUGGCAGUUUUGGAACAUGCCGGGCUUGCAUCGAAGCAACGACUGCUGCCCCGGCAUCUGCUCAUCCAUCCGGACAAUCGCUCCCAGUCGAUGCUCUCCGUCUGGUCGAAGGGGUUGGCCAUGAGCAUGGUGGGCUUCAAUGUGAAGCUGGUGGAAGGCACCACCAUCGCAUUCGCCAUGAGCACAGAGCCAGAGAAGAGAGCCAUGCAGCUGGCCAAGAACAAGGCAUUGAUCGACAAUGCCAAGGGGCAUUUGGCACCCAUGACUGGCUACUUGACCAUCGGGGGCAGCCAUACAGUUGCGUAUCUUCGCUGCAUCGAAAACGGUGUGACCGGGCCAUCGGCGGAGUCAAGCACCCAUCCGAAAUCGGAUGCUAUCUGGCGAGCCAUCUCCGAAGGCUGGACAUGGGUGACCAUUUCCAGCGCUGUGGAGGAUGCCAUACCCAUUUUGCCAUCAUUUCUCCAAUCAUCAUUGAACUCUGCGAACAGCAUCCAGAAGAGCAUCUCGGAGCUGGAGGUUGCCAUGCUCUUGGCCACAUGCUUUGGCAAAGGCAUGACACUGGCACAGGCUGUGAAGCAUGCAGGGGCUGCCGAUGUAAGGUGCCGAUCAUCCAUUUCGGCCAUAGCCACAUUUGUCCAGAAGUUCAGUGGACAUGCGGGGACAUGCCCCAUUUUGCAUUUCUUGUCGAACUUCAGCAAAGUGCAUUCUUCCAGCAUGCUCCUGGGCGAGGACAUGAUGACACAGAUUGCAACCAUGGACUUCAAGUCAUCCACGAACAUGUAUCCAGUGACCAGAGCCGCCAUCUGGUUGACCCUAUUGGCAUGCCCGAAGAAUCAUGAGAGGGAUGGUUUUGCUCGGAACCUCAUUCGCUCAGACAUUGAGCGAUUGAGGCAAGCAGCAUGCCUGCCCAUGACAACCAAAGCGGAGCAAAUGCUCCAGGAUGCAUGGGGCAUCCAUCAAAGCAUCCAUGAAGGCCAAGGCAAGCACAUUGACGGCCAUCACGUGGACAAUUGCUUUGGCCGCCUGUGCAUAAGGACCAUCUUGCAUUUAUGCAACAAGGCGAAGACUGGCAGCAGGGAGUGCAGGGAGUUUGCAUCUUUGGAGGUCAUUGUCGAGGCGUUCUCGACAGAGCUCUACAAGGAUUCCCCUGCAUCGGGUGCAGAGGCAUCGAAGAGCGAUGAGAAGCCCAUGGUGGACGUUCUGUCGGCGAAGCCGCAUGUUGUGGCAUUGCUGCAGAAUGCCCACAUGACCAUGGGCGGCAAGUACACGAACAGCAAAGAACAUGGCUCCAUGGUUUUCAUCCUCCAGAGUGUCAGUGACGAUGGGGCAUGCAUGCGGCACACCCCAUUCUUCGGCGACAGCAUCGACAUCAGAACAUCAGCGGGCCAUGGUGAUAGUGGCAUUUUGCAUGUGGUGCACAAGAAGCAUUCGUCGACCAGUUCCCUUGCACUCGGGCAGUUCCCCUCCAGCUUGAUGACCAUGGUCACAUGCAAGAAGAAAGCAGGCAUCAAGCUGACACCCAUGGGCAACAUUUCCAAGCAUAAAGCAGAAGGAGCUCCAAAGGGCACAGCCUUGGAGGCAUUUGGGUCUCAUUGGGUUGUUUCCCCACCGAAGCAGAACACAUUGUUCGAGGAUGAGAAGCAUCCGUUGGUGCCAUACUUUUGGGUGAGAGCAUGUGCAUCGGAUGCCCAGCCGAACAUGUCAUUUUCCACCAUCGUGCAGGAUGGGGUCACGGUGCCCAUGCUCUACAACGAGGAGCCCAUCGAGAAGCAUGAAGUGUUGCUCCACCCACCCAUGGAGGAGACCAUGCAGGAGCCGCCCAAGAAGAAGACGGCAAGCCCUGGUGCAGCAUGGGCAGGCAUCAUCCGACACAUCGGUGCCGACACCGCCAACCAUGCCGCCACCAUCUUCGAGCAGCCAUCCGCCUCCAUCGGCAACCAUGCCGCCACCAUCUUCGAGCAGCCAUCCACCGCCAUCUCAGAGCACAUUGCCUCCGGAACACAUGCCGGUGGCAUGGUUGCCAUGGACUUCGGAUCCAUGUGGGGGCGAUGGCAUGCAUCAGAUGAGAUUGGAGGCAUAUGGCGCCAUUGGUUGGACAAGCAGUUCAUAGCGGUCCAUCCCGACAUGGGCAACACUCCGGGCAACGAUGACAUCAGCAUCCCAUCCCACAGCACAUCCAGCCGACUGUGGCAAUAUGAUCCCAAUGUGGAUCGCCAACAUCGAGCGAAGCCCUCAUUUGCAGCCUCCCCGUGUGCCAGCAUCACGGGCGACCAUGACACCAGGUCUGCAACCACCACCGGGUUUGCCAUCCCCAUCGGGCGAAGCAUCAUCGGCAGCUGGACCAUCGGACGAAGCCUCAUCGGCAUUACCAUCGGGCGAAGCAUCAUCGGCAUCAGCAUCGGGCCCGGCAUCAUCGGCACCCAUGCGGGGGGUCGUGGCGGUGCCAACAUUGCCUUUGUCAUGGCGACAUUCAUCAUCCAUUGCCAUGAGACCAUGGGCGAAAUGAGCCGUCCAAAAUUCAAGACAUGGCUCCGCAUGCAGCUGAUGGCUGUGCAUCCAGACGUCGCAGACCAUGGCAACUCGCCCAGCAUCAUCAGCGCCAGACAGAUGAGGGCAUUCAUCGGCAUGGUUAUUCGCGACAUGGGAGUGUACUAG
Messenger RNA from Symbiodinium sp. CCMP2592, 2739 nucleotides. Lineage: Eukaryota; Dinophyceae; Suessiales; Symbiodiniaceae. The record is from the annotation of a GenBank genome assembly.